This is a messenger RNA of Emiliania huxleyi CCMP1516, 348 nucleotides long. RefSeq lists its product as hypothetical. NCBI's taxonomy places the organism in Eukaryota, Haptophyta, Isochrysidales, Noelaerhabdaceae. The transcript has 2 exons. The coding region runs from base 1 to 348 and encodes 115 amino acids. The record is from RefSeq and is a predicted model, not a curated record.
AUGGCCUCCCACCGCAUCGGCGCGCGCGUCGCGGGCCUCUCGCCAGCGCAGCUGUGCGCCAUCAUCGAGGCGCAGGCGGGUGCGAGCGACGCCGCGCUGCGCGUGGCGGAGGAGCACGCCGCUCGGCUCGUGGAGCAGCCCGAGUGGGUCCUCUCCGAGGUCCUCCUCUCGCCGGACCUCGCCCCGCACAUCCUCGCCCAGCUGCCGACCACGGAGCACGCCGCCAAGGGGACGUGCCGCGCGUGGCGCCGCGGCUGGAAGGAGACGCUGAAGAAGCGCGAGAGGCCGCGCAUGGCCGCGCAAAGCAUUACAAGAGAAUUUCACAACAAAAGGCUCUCGCACAAGUGA